GCGGGCCUAGUGGCGCGAGCGCUCUCGGUGGGCCCUGCUGGAGGCUGCCAGGGUGAGCCUCCGGCAUGGCCUCCAAACAAACUAAAAGAAAAGAAGUGCAUCGGAUCAAUUCUGCGCACGGAUCUGACAAAUCUAAAGAUCUCUACCCUUUUGGCAGCAGUGUGCCACCAGGUUCUGUGGAACAGAAGAAGGGGAAGUUCCCGAUCUGGCCAGAGUGGAGCGAGGCAGACAUAAAUGCUGAAAAGUGGGAUGCAGGCAAAGGAGGGAAGGAGAAAGACAAAACUGGCAAGAGCCCCAUCUUUCACUUUUUUGAAGACCCUGAAGGAAAGAUUGAAUUACCACCAUCCUUGAAAAUCUUUUCCUGGAAACGUCCACAAGAUUUUAUAUUCAGCCGACCUCCUGUAGUUGUGAAAAAUGAAAUCAUGUUUGACUUGUUUUCACCAAAUGAACAUUUGCUCUGCAGCGAGCUUAUGAGGUGGAUUAUCAGUGAAAUCUACGCCGUGUGGAAGAUCUUCAAUGGAGGGAUUCUGCACAAUUACAAUAAAGGAAAUUCAGGAGAGCCUCCUACACUGCUCUGGAAGCCCUGGGAACACAUAUACUCUCUCUGCAAGGCGGUGAAGGGCCACAUGCCUUUGUUUAACAGCUAUGGGAAGUAUGUCGUGAAGCUUUACUGGAUGGGUUGCUGGAGAAAGAUAACUAUUGAUGACUUUUUUCCAUUUGAUGAAGAUAACAAUCUCUUGCUUCCAACUACAACCUAUGAGUUUGAACUCUGGCCAAUGCUGCUGUCUAAAGCCAUCAUUAAGCUGGCAAAUGUUGACAUCCAUGUAGCUCAGAGGCGAGAGCUGGGAGAAUUUACAGUUAUCCAUGCGCUUACUGGAUGGUUGCCUGAAGUCAUUCCUCUUCAUCCAGGGUAUGUGGACAGAGUUUGGGAGCUCUUGAAGGAAAUAUUGCCUGAGUUUAAGCUCACAGAAGAUCCCAGUUCUGAAAGCAAAAUCACAACGGUAGACAACAAACUGAAGGAACCCGGGAAAGAGACAAAGGAUGUCAAGGAAGUGAAGGAUGGAAAGGAAGUGAAAGAGGGGAAGGAUUUCAAAUCGGAAAGUUCCCUUACGACCCUGAAGGCUCCAGAGAAAGGCGACAAAUCUACCAAGGGUUCCUCAGCAGUACAGACCCCUCAAAUGGUUGUAUAUGCUACCUUUACACCACUCUAUUUGUUUGAAAACAAGAUCUUUACGUUAGAGAAGAUGGCGAAUUCUGCAGAGAAACUUAGGGAAUAUGGGCUUUCUCACAUCUGUAGCCACCCCGUGCUGGUGACCAGAAGUAGGUCUUGUCCCCUUGUGGCACCCCCCAAACCUCCUCCCUUACCUCCCUGGAAACUCAUUCGCCAAAAAAAGGAAACGGUCAUAACGGAUGAAGCUCAAGAUACUGUACCGAAGAAGCCUGAGCAGUUUCUUGAGAUUUCAAGUCCAUUUUUGAACUACAGAAUGACUCCAUUUACGAUUCCAACAGAAACGCAUUUUGUACAAUCUGUCGUUAAGAAAGGGACACCUCUGGGAUCCAUCCUUCCUCCUCUUGUAGAAAAUGAGUUAAAUGCAAGCACCAGCCAAGGAGAGAUGAGCAUAUUAACAGGACACCUGUCGCAGGGUAACCUUCCAUCACAGCCUAUCCCUGGAAAAGAUGAACAGAUAGACUUUUCUCUGGGUGACACCCACCCACCUGAUGCUCAUAGUUUAGAAAAGGAUUUGAUGAGCAUGACCACAGCGACACAGGACAAGUCACAGGAGGACUUGGCAACAGUAAAUGAAGGUGCUUCCAGGGAAAUAUGGUUAGAUUUUGAAGACUUUUGUGUGUGCUUUCACCACAUAUAUAUUUUCCACAAACCGAAUUCUUAUUGUCUUAAUUUUCAAAAGUCAGAAUUCAAGUUCUCAGAGGAACGUGUGCCCUACUAUCUGUUUGUGGACAGCCUGAAGCCUAUUGAACUGCUGGUUUGCUUUUCCGCUUUGGUGCGCUGGGGGGAAUCUGGAGCCUUAACAAAAGACAGUCCCUACGUGGAGCCUGGACUCCUGACAGCCGAAGCCAUCACCUGGAAGUCCCUGAAGCCUCUCAGUGCAGUUUUGAGGAUCCACACCUAUGCUACGAAAGCUGCCAUGGUGCGCCUGCCUGUUGGGAGGCAUAUGCUACUCUUCAAUGCGUAUUCCCCAGUGGGACACGCCUUACAUGUCUGCAGCAUGAUGACAUUUGUCAUCGGGGAUGAAGAUGUCGUACUGCCCAACUUUGAGCCGGAGAGCUACCGAUUUACAGAACAGUCUGUAAUAAUUAUGAAAGCUAUUGGAAAUGUGAUUGCUAGUUUCAAAGACAGAGGUAAAUUGUCCGCAGCUCUGAGGGAUCUACAAGCAGCCCACUAUCCUAUCCCCCUCUACAACAAAGAACUCACUGCUCAGCACUUCAGGGUUUUCCACAUAUCAUUGUGGCGUUUAAUGAAAAAAUCUCAAGUAGCCAAGCCUCCUUUAAACUUCAAAUUUGCAUUUCGGGCUAUGGUUUUAGAAAUGGACUUACUGGAUUCCCUCGUAGAGGAUGCCUCUUUAGCGGAAUGGGUAGACAUUAAAUACUCUAUGCCAAUAAACGAGAAGGAGUAUUCUCCCGAGGAAAUAGCUGCGGCAGUGAAAAUCCAGUCCAUGUGGAAAGGGACUUAUGUCAGACUGCUCAUGAAAGCCAGAAUGCCAGACACGAAGGAAAAUGCCAGUGUUUCAGAUACACUUCAAAAAAUUUGGGCAGUACUAGAGAUAAAUUUGGAGCAGUAUGCACUUUCUCUCCUAAGACUAAUGUUUAAAAGCAAGUGUAAGUCUAUGGAGUCUUACCCAUGCUAUCAAGAUGAAGAAACCAAGGUUGCCUUUGCUGACUACACGGUCAACUAUCCAGACCAGCCACCGAAUUCUUGGUUUAUAGUCUUCAGAGAAACGUUUCUGGUUCCUCAAGACAUGAUCUUGGUCCCUAAAGUAUACACAACACUCCCGAUCUGUAUGCUGCAUGUUGUCAACAAUGACACGAUGGAGCAAGUGCCCAAGGUCUUCCAGAAAGUGGUGCCGUACCUGUACCCCAAGAACAAGAAGGGAUACACGUUUGUGGCUGAAGCUUAUACUGGUGACGCUUAUGUGUCAGGCGCGCGCUGGAAACUGCGGCUCAUUGGCUCCUACAUCCCGCUUCCUUUUCUCUCCCGAGAGUCUCCUUGCAGCACCUUCACCAUAAAGGAGAUCAGAGACUACUACAUCCCUAAUGACAAGAAAAUCCUGUUCAGGUACUCCAUUAAAGUGUCAGUGGCCCAGUGCAUUACAAUCCAGGUCCGCACAUCCAAGCCCGAUGCCUUCAUCAAGCUGCAGGUGCUGGAAAGCGAGGAGACCAUGGUGAGCACCCAGGGCAAAGGACAAGCCAUCAUCCCUGCCUUCUACUUCCUGGGAAGUGAGAGAGCACUGAGCUCCCAGUCUAGCAAGCAAAUUCUCUUAUCUCAUACUUCACCUAAAAAAGAACCAGAAGUAAUGACAAAGAAAAAAACCGGGCAAAUAGGCCAGAAAUCCUUUAAGGGCAGACCUGGGAGUGUGGCGGUAGAGGUAGGUCUGCCCCUGCUGGAAGAAGAAGUUAUGAAUGUGCCUACUAUAGAAGAAAAUUCUAGCACAGCACAACAGUGCUACAAGUACAUCAUACAGUGCUUGGUGAUGUUUAACAGCUGGCCUCUCACAGAAACGCAGCAGGUGUUUGUUCAAGCACUAAAAGACUUAGAGAAAUUUGAUAGCAGAGCGCCCAGGAGGCAGAGGCAGGUGGAUCUCGCUCAUGUAGAGAAGCAUGAAGAACUAACUACCAUAGGAAGCCCAGAUUCCCAUGCUGCCAGUGAAGGGCAGAAAUCUGUAGGGAUUUCCAAAACAACACGGAAAGGCAAAGAUAAGGCUGCGGAGAAAGAGAAGUUGGCCAAGGAAAAGCAAACGCCUCGCUUUGAACCUCAGCCAAUACCCACUGCUCACUCUCAGCAAGAAGAUCCAAACAAGCCCUACUGGGUUUUGAGGCUGGUUUCUGAACAUAGUGACUCAGACUAUGUGGAUGUGAAAAAGGACACGGAUCGGUCGGAUGAAAUACGAGCCAUGAAGCAAGCUUGGGAGGCGACUGAACCAGGGAGGGCUAUCAAGGCUGCACAGGCCCGUUUGAAGUACCUCAACCGGUUCAUCAAGAAGCCAUCUGAUGUCCCCGGCCAAGAAACUUUGUCUGCAAGCCAGACUCAAUUUAAAACCACAGAUGAAGGAGAAGUAGCAGGAGGUGCUGGGAAAGACACAGACACCAAAGAAGUGCCACUACAUGCAACAGGAAGUGCACCGUUGAAGAAAGAAGACAGCAAAGAAAUGCCACCACCUGCAACAGGAGGUUUGCUUUGGAAGAAGUGGCAACUGUCCAAGAGCAUCAAGGAUCUGUCAAAGUCUACAGGCAGUGAUAGCAAAAUAUCUGUAACAGGGAAGGAAGAGAAAGAGCAGAGUGCACCUAAGGAGACUGUUGUAUCCCGUCCACGAUCUCAGACAGUUCUGGAAACGUCUCCACGACUCAUUCGAAAAGCACUAGAAUUUGUGGACUUCAGUCAUUAUGUACGGAAAACAAGUGACGAGGCUGUGUUGCAAACAGAGGAACUGAACAAGCAGCAAGCAAUGCAGAAGGCAGAAGAAAUCCACCAGUUCCGGCAGUAUAGGUCCCGAAUCCUUAGCGUCAGAGACAUUGAUCAGGAAGAACGUCUGAAGCUAAAGGAUCAUGUUCUAGAAACAUAUGGAGAGAUGCGGGAUUCAGUAGAUGAAGCCCGGCAGAAGAUCUUUGACAUCCGGGAAGAAUACAGAAACAAGUUACUGGAGGCUGAGCGCUUAAGGCUGGAGGCUUUGGCAGCCCAGGAGGCUGCAAUGAAGGCGGAGUCAGAGAAGAAGUCUCCAGUUUCUGACUCACAGAAGAAGAAGAAGCCGGGAAAGAAAAAGUGACCGAGAGGUCCUGUGGCACUCUCUUCUGUAGUGGAAGGAGUGUUGAAGGCACUACCACGUUGCCUUUUGCUAAAACACAGAACAACUGAAACUGGAGAAAACGGUUCCCACUCAGUUUCUUCAUUUAAAUGUUCACUGGUGUCUCAGAUGUUCUAAUUUCACUAAAAUUGCUUUUAAAAAGGUUUAGAUUGUAAAUAAAAUUGUGUUACAU
Molecule: messenger RNA, 5211 nt
Organism: Alexandromys fortis (reed vole)
Lineage: Eukaryota; Metazoa; Chordata; Mammalia; Rodentia; Cricetidae
Gene: Adgb
Product: androglobin
Exons: 36
Coding region: 66-5000 (1644 amino acids)
Biological process (GO): proteolysis
Molecular function (GO): oxygen binding; protein binding; heme binding
Source: RefSeq, a predicted model, not a curated record